Messenger RNA from Bathycoccus prasinos, 1902 nucleotides. RefSeq names its product oligoendopeptidase F. The coding region runs from base 1 to 1902 and encodes 633 amino acids. Lineage: Eukaryota; Viridiplantae; Chlorophyta; Mamiellophyceae; Mamiellales; Bathycoccaceae. The transcript has a single exon. Gene Ontology annotation, molecular function: metalloendopeptidase activity. The record is from RefSeq and is a predicted model, not a curated record. Gene Ontology annotation, biological process: peptide metabolic process; proteolysis.
AUGGCUUCUUCUUCUCCUCCGUCUUCUCAAACAACAACGGCUGAGUUUAUCGAAAACUUCAACCGAGACUAUUUGCAAAGACACAAAUCUUACGAGGAUAACUUUUGGGAGACGAAAAUGGAUUUAAAGGGUAACUCCGUGGAGAACUUGAACACUUCGUUCAACGCGUUAGAGACAUUCUUGGGUGACCAGAAUACGUUAGAGAAAGUGAGAGAGUUGUUGAAACGAACCGACGGAAGCGUCUCCGAGGAACAGAAAAUUGUUUUGAACCAAAUCGAAAAGACUUUGAAGUGUUACAUCGUCGAAUCGGACGAUGCGAAAGCAUUGAGAGAAUCUAUGAUGAAGAAAGAAGGUACUUUACAAAAAUCCAGAAACAACUUGAAGACGCAAUACACGGACAAAGACGGAAAGGUUGUCGACACGACGCCGACGGUCAUUCGAACCAAAAUGCGUUCGGAUCCAGAGGAAAGCGUUCGGAAAUCGUGUUGGGAAAUGUUGAGGAAAAACGGUCCGUUCUUAUUGGAUAACGGUUUCUGCGACAUCAUCAAAGAACGCAAUCGCUUCGCUCGAGAGCUCGGCUUUGAAGACUUUUACGACUUGAAAGUAACCAACGCCGAAGGGUUCUCGAAGAAAAAAUGUUUCGAAAUGCUCGAUGGUUUAGAGCAAGCGACGAAGCCUUUGCUAGAUAAAGCCCUGGAAAUGUUGAAAAAGGAAAAGGGAGAGGACGCGACCAAACCGUGGAACACCGGGUUCGCGCUGAGCGGUGAGUUGACGAAACUUACCGAUCCGUACUACCCUUUCGAAUACGCGCCCGAGGUGUGGGGUCGAUCCUUUUCGAAAAUGAACAUUAAAUAUAAAGGCGCGACGAUGCGUUUGGAUCUGUGCGACAGAAAGGGUAAAUAUCCGAACGGAUUUUGCCACUGGCCGACUGCGCCGUACAAGACACAAGACGGUACGUUUAUUCCGUCCGAAACAAACUUUACCUCUUUGGCGACGCCGGAUGAAAUCGGGUCCGGAAACACCGCGUUGACGACGUUGAUGCACGAAGGUGGUCACGCCGCGCACUUUUCCAACAUUGUCCAAGGAUCUCCUUUGUUUUCUCAAGAACGCGCGCCGUUCUCCGUUGCAUUGGCGGAAACGCAAUCGAUGUUUCUCGAUGCUCUCUGCGAAGAUGCGAGCUGGCAAGCGCGCUAUGCGAAGAACCGCAAGGGUGAGACGAUUCCGUGGGAAUUAAUCGAACGCUCGAUUAAAGAGAGACACCCGUAUAAAGUUUUUCAGUUGCGUGGUAUGAUUGCGGUGCCUUACUUUGAGAAAGCGUUGUACGAAAUGGACGAGAAAGACUUAACUCCAGAAAACGUUUUGAAAGUCGCGGACGAAGUCGAAAUGAAAAUCCAAGGCGGUUUAGCCGGACGUCCGUUGAUGUCCGUGCCGCACAUUCUCGCCGACGAGUCGAGUUGCUAUUACCACGGCUAUGUCUUCGCGGAAAUGGCCGUGCACCAAACUCGUGAAUACUUUUUCAAAACCGGGGAUGGUACUAUCGUCGAUAAUCCUCGCGUCGGGAAGGAGUUAAUCGAGAACUAUUGGGUGCACGGAAGCGGAAACCCGGGCUUUCUUGGAUUGGUGAACAACCUCACCGGAAGUCCUUUGAAACACGACGCGUGGGUGAAAGAGUUGGGCGUGGAAGUUGAGGACAUGUUGAAGGAGGAAAAAGCGGAAUACGAGAAAGCGUUAGCGUCGGCUUCGUCCUCGAGUAAGGAUGAAAUCGAUUUGGAAAUGCGCGCUAUCUUUGUCCACGGGGACGACGUGAUUUCCGACUCGAACGAUUCUAAUUUCACGGAUGCGUGCGAGAAAUUCAGAGGUUGGAUCUAUCAAGAGUGGCCAAAGACGAAAACCAUGGCUUAA